Messenger RNA from Ixodes scapularis (black-legged tick), 3298 nucleotides. RefSeq lists its product as uncharacterized. The record is from RefSeq and is a predicted model, not a curated record. Gene Ontology annotation, molecular function: nucleic acid binding; zinc ion binding. The transcript has a single exon. The coding region runs from base 259 to 1410 and encodes 383 amino acids. Lineage: Eukaryota; Metazoa; Arthropoda; Arachnida; Ixodida; Ixodidae.
CUUCAAGCACAAAAGCCUAAUGUCGCUUGCAGGAACUGAUUGCAGGGACUUUCAACUGGAGUCCAAUUGACCGCCCCGUUUUACUGUAGGAGCGGCAGGUAAAGUUACGGCCAGGGAGGGUAAAUAGGAGCCAAAAUAAAGAAAAAACCACACGAGAUAAAAGCGGUAGCAGCAUAUUUAUCUACCUCCGCCGGCGCUUCGCGCGUUCUGCUAUGGUCGGUGCGAGCGCGCGUGCCGAACGUGCAAGACGUUCGAAACAUGAGCUCCGUGGAAGCGUCUGCAACGGCCCUUGCUGGCCGCGGUUCUAAUCACUCCGGUGAAUCGACGAACGAUGACUAUAAAAUUGUUUUACCACAGAUGCCCACAGGAAUUACGAGUGAAACAUCGGUGCUUCUGCAUUGCGAUUUGAAAGGGCGCCCCUACCGUAUCCAGGAUUUUCAACAAGAGAUGGCCAGGUGCGGCGUACUCGGCGACAUCGCAGCACUCGGUGCGUACCAAAUGAAUCAUGUUUGGAUGGCUACCCUCCGAACGGCAGAAGCAAAAAGACGACUCGUGGACGCCAAAGAACUGCAGGUGAAGGGUCUUCGGUGCCUCGUCGUGGAUCCCAGCAUCACGGAGUUACGGCUUCGACUCCACUGGAUCCCGUAUGAUGUGCCGGACGACGUUGUGCGUAAGGAAUUGGAGCCGUAUGGCAAGGUACUGGAAGUGAGCCGGGAGAAGUGGAAUGUUGAAGGCUUCCAAGGGAUCGAAUCAACGACCAGGUGUGCGCGGAUGACGCUGAACGAAGGCGGCACGGCCGAUACCAUGCCACACCAGCUUCGGAUCCAGGGUGGUAACGUACUUGUUGUGAUCCCUGGUCGGGCGCCCUUGUGCUUACGCUGUAAGCGCACAGGUCAUAUUCGACGAGAAUGCAGGGCGCCGAAGUGCUCGGAGUGUUUUCGCUUCGGGCAUUAUGGCACCGAGUGUGUCAGGUCGUACGCCAGGGUGGCCAGCGGGGCCGGGACGGCCGAGACCAAUGACCACGCCAUGGAUGCCGAGGAAGCGGAGCGUACUAUCCAGGGCUUGGCGCCAGAAGUUUCAACCCCUGCCAAAGAACGCAAGAGUGAAGGAAACAGCUUAUUGGAGGCAGCCAGAGAGAACGGAGGUCAACCGGAAGGCGCACCUCCCAGCGGUGCCGACGUGAAACCCUCUGAUGCCGGAGCAGACAAGGAAUCGAACGACGCAAGCACCAACGGACCUUCAGAUAUGGACGACACCAGCGAGUCAACUAAGCGAGCCUUCGAUGACGAUACGGCAGCAGGAAACGAAGCACGCCAACUACACCCCUGGAUGGAACGCACGAAGAAGGGGCGUUACCAGCCCGCGCCCAACGAUCCUAAAGAGGAACGUCGGCGCAGGGAAAGCAAGUAAGGCGUUCUUUGCCUGGUUCCCUGGUGUUUAAGAUUGCUGCAUCAAGACAACUUCGACCCUGACUGCUUAGGUUUUUAGUGUCUGCACCGAAGCACAGCGCAUGAUUUGUGAGUCCCAAUCAGCCAUUACGGUUGCAACGCUGAAUGUUCGUGGUUUAUGCACUAGGAAAAAGCAGUACCAAAUACAGCGAUUAUUGUCGAAAGAGCAACCCGAUUUCUUGGCGUUGCAAGAAACUAAAUUGGCUGAGGCGGAACAGGUAGAGGAAGCAGUCAGACCUUUCAUGCCUAACUAUGAAAUCUGUGUGACGCAUGCAGUUGGUCAUUCGGCAGGGUGCUUCCUGCUUCUGAAGAAGUCGGUACCGCUGUCGCAGUUAUGCGUUACUACGGACACUGAAGGACGUUUCAUUAUGUGUGAUUUUGUGCUAAUGUCAAAUCAAUUCAGGCUUAUUUGCAUUUAUGCCCCAAAUGUGACCACUGACCGCGUUUUAUUUUUUGGCGGUUUACGUCGGUAUCUUGAUUGCGAUAGAGCUCUAGUCCUUGUGGGUGACUAAUUGUGUUGUACGACAGUUGGAUAGAUCACCAAUAAGACGGAACGCUGAUAAGAGUGAACUACUUUUGGGCGAAAUGUUGGAGGAUUAUGACCUGAUUGAUGUGGGCACUGUAAAAAACGCGAAGAAGGAAAUGCGCUUUACCCAUUUUCAAGCGUCGUCCAGUGCGCGUUUGGACAGGGUGUAUGUUUCUGCCCCUCUAGCAGAACAUUUAGGAAAGUACCGUGUCACUCCAGUCUUUUUCUCGGACCACAGUCUGGUUAUCGCGACGAUAGGCGACAGAGCACUUGAAAAGAAAAAGUUUAAUUGGAACCUAUGGAAACUAAACAUAAAGCUUCUGAAAGACAAUGUCUUUCUAAAAAACGCAGAACAGUUUUUGAAAGAUGCUUUUAAAGAGCCGGGAGGGGACAUUUUCGAGAAAUGGGAACUGGCAAAACAAGAAAUUAAGGCAAUCGCCAUUGAGAGGUCGUCAAUUCUUUCGUACAACGCGCGGUGUGAGGAACGCAGUUUAAAUAAGGACUUGAUAGAGCUAUGUAAAGCAGAGUGCGAAAGACCCGGUAAUGGGGUAAAAGACGUGGAAUAUGUCAGAGAAAAAUUAGAUCAGCUCCACCGCGAGCGCUAUCGUGGUGCAGUAGUGCGCGCCCGUGCAGAAAAAUACACAAUGGGCGAGCAGCCCACUAAGCGUGCCUUGGCAGACGAGAAGCGUUACGCACUUCGGAACGAAAUAACCGAAAUUGGAUUCAAGCAAAUGAUUACUACGGAUCCCGAGAAAAUAGCACAGGCCUUCCUCGAGCAUUACGCACAGCUUUUUGCUAACAAAGCGCAAGGGUGUCAUACGGACAUUUAUGCCCAGCUUUUAGAAAAUCUGCCAAGGCUAUCGAAUGAUGAACGCGAAGAGCUUGAGCAAGAAAUUACGAUCCAAGAAGUGGAGCGCGCAAUCGACGACCUGCCGAACUCUAAGACGCCGGGACCGGAUGGAUUGGGCGCAGAAUUUUACAAGAACUUUAAGAGCCUAAUAGCUAGUGUUUUUUUGAACGUCAUUCAUACUGCCUAUGAAAGAGAAUGUUUGCCCUUUUCGUUUUCUCGUGCCUACACUGUCCUGAUACCGAAAUCUGAUGACCCCGUGAAACUGCGCAGCGUCACCGGUUAUCGCCCAAUAACGCUAUGCAAUACCGAUUACAAGAUCUUCGCGAAAAUUCUGGCGCGUCGCCUUCAAGGUGUCGCAUGUGAGAUAAUAAGCGAGCAUCAAACGUGUGGGAUACAGGGGAGGACUAUCUUGACAAAUGUGCAUGUGGCUCGUAGCGUCCUGGAGGCCUGCAGUGACAGCACCAUGCAGGUUGC